Ahaetulla prasina is the source of this 2612-nucleotide messenger RNA. RefSeq names its product RAD23 homolog A, nucleotide excision repair protein (gene RAD23A). The coding region runs from base 65 to 1147 and encodes 360 amino acids. Gene Ontology annotation, molecular function: damaged DNA binding; polyubiquitin modification-dependent protein binding; proteasome binding. The record is from RefSeq and is a predicted model, not a curated record. Gene Ontology annotation, biological process: proteasome-mediated ubiquitin-dependent protein catabolic process; nucleotide-excision repair. Gene Ontology annotation, cellular component: nucleoplasm; cytosol. Lineage: Eukaryota; Metazoa; Chordata; Lepidosauria; Squamata; Colubridae. The transcript has 9 exons.
UCCGCUGAGUCCGUUGGGAGGAACCGCCAGUUUUCGCCGCAGCCUCCCUCCGUCACCUCUCGCCAUGGCGGUGACCGUCACACUGAAGACUCUGCAGCAGCAGACGUUCAAGAUCCGAAUGGAGCCUGACGAGACGGUCCGAGUACUUAAGGAGAAGAUUGAGGCUGAAAAGGGCAAGGAAGCUUUCCCCGUGUCAGGCCAGAAGCUUAUAUAUGCUGGCAAGAUCCUGAGUGAUGAUGUCCCCAUCAAGGAGUACAAGAUUGAUGAGAAGAACUUCGUAGUGGUGAUGGUCACCAAGAACAAAACAGGCUCAGGAGCUCCUGUUUCUUCACCUACUGAUGCAGCAGCCACCUCAGAACCCACACCCUCCUCUGGGCCUACGGCAGCUACGGUUUCACCCCUUCAAGCAUCCCCAUCAAGUGAGGAAAAGCCUCCUGAAGAGUCAGUGACUGUUUCUCCCCUGGAAUCUACAGUUAGCUCUGUUCCCUCUUCAGGUAGCAUGGGACGUGAAGAUGACGCAGCUUCCACUUUAGUUACUGGUUCAGAAUAUGAGACAAUGCUGACUGAAAUCAUGUCAAUGGGCUAUGAGCGAGAGCGGGUAGUAGCAGCGCUACGGGCGAGCUACAACAACCCACACCGAGCUGUGGAAUACCUGCUGACGGGCAUACCAGGUAGUCCAGAACCUGAGAGAGCUCCCAUCCAGGAGAGCCAGCCCCAAGAUCAGCCUGCAUCAGAAGGAGAGAACCCUCUGGAAUUUCUGCGAGAUCAGCCCCAGUUUCAGAAUAUGAGGCAGGUGAUACAGCAGAAUCCAGCUUUGCUCCCAGCUUUACUGCAGCAGUUAGGCCAAGAGAACCCUCAGCUGCUCCAGCAGAUUAGUCAGCAUCAGGAGCAGUUCAUUCAGAUGCUCAACGAACCUCUGGGUGAAAUGGCUGACAUCGCAGACAUUGAGGGAGAGAUGGGUGCUAUUGGGGAAGAAGCUCCCCAGAUGAACUACAUCCAAGUUACGCCUCAGGAAAAAGAAGCCAUAGAAAGGUUAAAGGCCCUGGGCUUUCCUGAGAGUCUGGUGAUCCAGGCAUAUUUUGCUUGUGAGAAGAAUGAAAAUCUGGCAGCCAACUUCCUGCUGAGUCAGAACUUUGAUGACGAGUGAUAAAGCAAAAGAGUUUUAUAUAAAAUUCUCUAUAUAAAUAUUCGUUUAUUUAAAGGGGCACUACUGGGGUUGGGUGGUGAUGGUAUGAUUUGAGAAUGUCCCUGAUGAUUUGCUGGCUAAAAGAAAAUACUCUACCUUGGAAAUGGGGCAGUUGGGGGAAAAGCAGAACAUAUGGACCUUUUGUUCUCUUCUCAAAAACUAGGGUGGCAUUUGAGCCCAGCUUACAUCUUACAACAAUCCUUAGACUGACAGGCAAGGUGUUUAGGGAAAGGUUGACACAACAGAUGGGUGCUGUUGGACCUUCUCCCAUCUCACAUGAUUGCAUGUGUACAAACAAAUUGCUCUUUUGUUUGAAAAACUCUCCCCUUCAUGCCAGUGCACAUUGCUACAAUGCUGAACUUUGUGCCCAUCAAUUAAUUCUGUUGCUGGACUUUCCCCUUUGCUUUCCUUCAAUGUCAUUUUGAAAUCAGUUUAGUUGUCCACUCCUAUUCAAAAGGGUGGCUUGUGUUAGGUAAGUGAUAUGCCUUCUGAUGAUCAGUUUGAUAUUUGUUCCUGUGCUGGAGAGGCUGUGCCAGAAUUAUGGAAUAUCUUGUAAUUCUGUGCACAAAGAUCACAUGAUUUUUUUUCUAUCCUGUAUUUUUUUGCCAUCGUCCAAUAAGGCAACUACCCACCUUUAUCGUUUUCUGACACUGCUCUUAAAAUCAUUCCCAAAGAAUAUCAAGGGAACAGUUUCCCUAUACUCACCCAUCUUCAAACACUAUGGGUUUUUUUAAACUUUUUGUUUGUUCUUUCUCUUUUUAAUGGCAUCUCAUGGUUUUAGUCUGUUCUGCAGACACCUAGCUUUGAAGUCUAGCUCCUGGGGAUUGCCUGUAUAACAUUCAUGUGUACUUUUAUUAUCCACCAUUUUAACAUUAGGAAUUUGGAGCCACAAAUGUUAAUAUAGUAGCAAAAAAAAAAAAGGAUUUUACAAGCCCCUAUAAUAACUGAGUAUCUUGAGAUAGCUUGAAACACAUGUUUGUUUUUUUUAUUUUCUGUGUUGUGGGAAUUUUAAAGAAGUUUUUCCCCCUAGUAUUCUGAUUUUACUUGUUCAAAAUAUUUUUAAUCUAAAGAUUCCCCAAAAGAAAAUCCAUUAAUAGUUGGGGAUACAAAACUAAUACAAAAUAGUUGUGUAUUAGAUAUUUGAUAUGCUUUCCUUUUUUAGUUUUGAAAAAUGAUCAAAUUGACAUUUUUCUGAAUAUUUUAAUAGAAAAAUAUGUAAAGAAAGAGCCUGUUUUAUUUACACCUUUGAAACUGGAACUGAACUGACUCCUGAUAAAAUAAAAUCUUGGUAGCUAGGGAAAUUGGCUUUAAUACAUAAUUGUAGAUACAAAACUAUAGAAACUUUAGAUCAUAUUUCACUUUUCUGUAGGAAUGUUGGUCAAAGCUGUUUCUGGUUUGAAUAUCAAUAAACCUGUCAGUUAUCACA